This is a messenger RNA of Olea europaea var. sylvestris, 378 nucleotides long. RefSeq lists its product as uncharacterized. The coding region runs from base 1 to 378 and encodes 125 amino acids. The transcript has 2 exons. Lineage: Eukaryota; Viridiplantae; Streptophyta; Magnoliopsida; Lamiales; Oleaceae. The record is from RefSeq and is a predicted model, not a curated record.
AUGGCACCAUAUGAAACUUUCUAUAGUGAAAGGAUAAAGGCUGUGCAAGAUAGACAAAAGAGUUAUGCAGAUACCAGGAGAAAAGACUUCGAAUUUGAGGUUGAAAAGAAAGUUUUUCUAAAUGUGGCACCAAUAAAGGGUGUGCUUAGAUUCGGAAAGAAAGGUAAACUACGACCUCGUUAUAUCGGAUCUUUUGAAAUACUUGACAGGGUCGGGAAUGUGGGUUAUCGACUGGCUUUGCAGCCUGAACUAUCAGCCAUUCACAAUGUGUUUCAUAAAUCAAUGAUCAUAAAGUAUAUGAAUGACCAUGAUCAUGUGGUCAAUUAUCAAUCCUUGGAAGUACAAAAAGACUUAUCUUAUGAAGGAAUUACUAAUUAA